Messenger RNA from Trichomonas vaginalis G3, 1119 nucleotides. Its product is annotated as methyltransferase, FKBM family protein family. Bases 1 to 1119 code for a protein of 372 amino acids. The record is from RefSeq and is a predicted model, not a curated record. NCBI's taxonomy places the organism in Eukaryota, Parabasalia, Trichomonadida, Trichomonadidae. The transcript has a single exon.
AUGAUUAACAAUAGGCAUUGCAAUCGUUUAUCAUUUAUUAUCCUUUACACAUCAAUAUUAGUAGCGCUUCAGAUGGCAGGAAGAAAUGAAUGGUAUCUUUUCAUCCAAGGAUUUAUUCCGAAUCAUCAAUUCAACGUCGGCGAUGGAAUUCCGCAUGAUAUCGAGAGUUCAACGUUUCUAGUUAAAGAAAUUCUAAAAAUCUUAUCAGAUAGAUACCAAAAUCACGCUUUAAACUAUCUAGCAGAAAAAUUAUUAACUCACACUUAUUUCAUGAACAGCAAGCAAAUGAAAGAUAUUAGCUAUGUUGCUGGCUGCUUAUUUUCUUCAUAUGACAACUAUACUUGUCCGGAAAGUCCACCAUCGAUUGAAAGAAAGAUACCAUCAGCAACACAUUCAUUAACUAAAUGUAAAAUUCCUGAAUAUUUCCCUGAAGUUGUAGUAUUUCAUCAUGGAUUGAAACAUUCCAAGCGUCAGAUUAAAGAAUAUAUUAAAAAUCGCGAUAUGAUUGAUGCUGGUGCAUAUAUAGGUGACUCUGCAUGCAUUUUAUCUAGCUAUACAAAUAAAAAAAUUUAUUCAUACGAAAUCAGUAAAUCUAACUACAACGCUCUCAAAGCAGUCGUUAAAAACAAUAAUAUUGAUGACAAGGUAGUUACAUUUAGAAAAGGUCUUGCGUCGAAAGAAGGCGUGAUGCAUUUAAUUGAUACGGGAAAUAGCGGUGCAAGUAUUGUCAAAGAAGGUAAUGAAAACAUUUCAUUAGUAACAAUUGAUGACGAAGCACGGAAAUAUAAUAUGAAAAUCGGAUUUAUGAAAGCAGAUUGCGAAGGAUUUGACUUGGAAGUUCUAAAAGGAGCAGCAGAUGUAAUAAGAAGGGAUAGGCCUGUUAUAUCUUUCCAAACUUAUCAUAACUUUGAAGAAUUUUUCGGAAUUCCGGAAUUCAUUAUGAGUUUUCCAAACUAUAUGUUCUAUUUCCGUGUUGAAGGUAUAAAUAAAAAUGCGCUUGGUGAAUAUGGUAUUUUUGCAUACCCUGCAGAAAUAAUUUACCCAACUUAUACUCCUUCUCAAAUGGAUGAAAUUAGAAACUUCCCAGGCAUCAAUAUUUCAACAUGGAAUGCUUUCUGA